This is a messenger RNA of Callorhinchus milii (elephant shark), 1748 nucleotides long. It is a transcript of the gene clns1a, whose product is annotated as chloride channel, nucleotide-sensitive, 1A. Bases 317 to 1033 code for a protein of 238 amino acids. Lineage: Eukaryota; Metazoa; Chordata; Chondrichthyes; Chimaeriformes; Callorhinchidae. The transcript has 7 exons. Gene Ontology annotation, biological process: chloride transport; spliceosomal snRNP assembly; mRNA cis splicing, via spliceosome. Gene Ontology annotation, cellular component: spliceosomal complex; pICln-Sm protein complex; plasma membrane. The record is from RefSeq and is a predicted model, not a curated record.
UGUGGGCGUUGUGACGGUGGUGGGCGGUGUGCCCGCAGCGUGUCUGUCUGACUGGGGCCUCUGAGGUAAAGUAACGGCGGGAGACACAGGGAGAGGAAGCCGCUAACUCGAGGCCGGGGAUUCGCGAGGCCUGUGUUUUUGCGGCCUCUUUUGAAGGGGAAGGGAGACAUUCAUAAAAGCCUCGGCCCGCGGCUGGCAGCCCAGGCCGCCCCGGAGCAGCGGCGCCGCGCGGGACCGCACCAGAGCCCGCGGCUCGAGGGGAGCGGCCGAGGCCCCGACUGACAGACCACAGACUCACAGACUGGAGGAGGAGGGGAUGGUUAUCCUGACGUGUUUCCCGCCCCCCGAACAGGGCGUGCGGCUGCGGCAGAGCGACACCGCGGCGGUGCUGGGAGGCCGCGGCCUGGGCUCCGGCACUCUGUACAUCACUGAGAGCCGCUUGGCCUGGUUCGAUGGAUCAGGAAUGGGCUUCUCUCUGGAAUAUCCCAACAUCAGUCUGCAUGCCGUGUCCCGAGACCUGACCGUCUAUCCCCAGGAGCACUUGUACGUCAUGGUGAACGGCAAGCUCGGAGCAGAAGACAGUAAAGAAACAAACAUGGACGGAAAGGGAUCCGAGGAGGAAGAGGAUGAUGACACUGAUCCCAUCACAGAGGUUCGGUUUGUGCCCUCCGACAAAACAGCGUUGGAACCGAUGUUCACAGCCAUGUGUGACUGCCAGGCCCUCCACCCCGACCCAGAUGACACAGACUCUGAGAACGACUUCCAGGAGGAUGAUGAGGAGUACGAUGUUGAAGAACGAGGCCAGGGUGACAUUCCCACGUUCUACACCUGUGAAGAGGGUUUCUCUCACCUGAACCAGGAAGGCCAGGCCACGUUGGAGAGGUUAGAGAGUAUGUUGGCCAGCCAGCAAUCAGCAUUCCACAUGGCCGGUGUGCGGACCGACAUGUCAUCCACAGACUGCGAUGAUUCCAUGGAGGUGGAAGCUGCACCGGUGGAGGCUGGACAGUUUGACGAUGCGGACGUAGAUCACUGAUGAUCUCUGACAUUCAUCGGAGCUAGCUGGCAGCCAUGAAAUGUACCUCCCCUUUAUUCCCCCCCCCCCCCAACAAGUCACAAUCCUCACCACCAUCCCCCUAGACAGCUUAAUUAAUGGGUGGGUGGGGGAAGUAAAGAGAGGAAUUCAAACGAAAUCCAUGUCACCUGGAUGUUAAAGAGAUAGGAGUAAAAUAUUAACAAGAAGCAUUGCUAGAGCGAAGUUCCCCUGUACUGAGGCAGACAAUCCUUUUAGAUUUCGUAAUAAGCUCUUCACAACCCCGGGGAUUGUGAUGGUCACUGAGGUUGUGUUUGCUUAUUUACACACACAUAGCGGUCAUUUUGUAAGUCCUAUUUUCCCAGGACAAGCGUUACGAGAUCAAACGUGUUUAGUCAAUAAAAAAAUCGUAUUUCCUCCUUGAAACCGAACGAUAAUCAGUUUCGGAUGUGUGGUUUAUCAAGUCUCCUAAAGUAGCGAGAGAGGGGGAGAUGGUAUAACAUGUGCAGACGAUUUUGUCUCCAGAUCUGUCUGAUCAGUUAUCCUUUUGUGACCUAGUCAAUAAAAUAACUUUUAAAAGAGGUUUUGUAACUUGUUAACCCUGGCAAUGGGCUGUGAGCAAACAUUAGUGAGAGUUGCCCCUGUGUGUGAAUCAAACUUUCUACAGACUCCAUGUGUGUGUAUUUUUUUCUAAAAAAAAAUAAAAUUAAUUGCAAAA